UGAUCAAGUAUGAGUGGUUCGAAUUUGUUAAUGUGAUUGAAACUAUAGUUACUAUUGAAACCAUCCAAACGUCAAACGUUUACUCAAUUCAUCAUGGAUGAAGUUCCAGAAAGUAUUCAAAAUAAGGCCAAUCUUGCAGCGGACCAAUUAAUUCCACAUAAGUCUAAAAGUUUAUAUAAUCUGGAAUACUCAAAGUUUGUUAAAUGGUUAGCCAACAACGGUACAGGAAUUAUUAAUGAAGUAGUACUCUUAGCGCACUUUCAGGAAUUGUCUGAAGUGUUUCAACCAACGUCUUUAUGGACUAAAUUUUCUAUGAUUAAAAAAACGCUGCUUUUGAACAAAAAUGUUAAUAUUGGAAAUUAUGCAAAAUUGACGCAAUUUUUAAAAAACGUCUCCAAAGGUCACGUGUCCAAGAAAUCAAGCGUAUUAACGCGCGAGGAUAUUUUAAAGUUUUUGCGGCAAGCACCUAACCACGAAUAUUUAUUAGUGAAAGUGGCACUAAUAUUUGGGAUCUACGGCGGAUGCAGAAGGCAAGAACUAUGCGACAUGCUUAUUAGUGAUGUAGAAGAUAGAGGUGAAGUUAUUGUGGUUACAAUUCCUCAAACAAAAACUGAUAAGUAGCGAAUAUUUUCCAUUAUUAAUGAGACGGAAAUGGAAGCCAUCCAAACCGUAAAAAAGUAUUUAGCACUGCGUCCGCAGCACUGCAACUUGAAGCGGUUGUUUUUAGGCUACAGGAAAGGGCUUUGCAUUGCUCAACCUGUUGGGAAGAACACGUUUGGGAAAAUCCCCUCUACAAUUGCAAGUUACUUAGGCUUAAAGAAUCCUGAAAGUUAUACGGGUCAUUGCAUGCGUAGAACUUCUGCUACGUUACUCGCGGAUGCCGGUGCUAGCAUGACUACACUAAAGAGACAUGGGGGAUGGAAGAGUACAACUGUAGUAGAAGGGUAUAUUGAAGACAGUUUAACAAGCAAGAACAAGGCAGCUAAGCUAAUUGCGGGAGAAUCGCUAAAUAUUAGUACAGCGUCAAAUCAUCUGGCAAAUACUAAUUCACCAGUAAGUUUAAACGGUGGCAAUGCUAUCUUUUCGGGAUCUUUCAGUAAUUGCACCUUUAAUAUUAAUGAAAAAAAAUAAAUACUGCUAUUUUUCAGGACGUAUUUAUGAAAUGUUAAUAAAGUUUGUUCCAUUGUUGCGUUUUUCUUUAAGAAGUGACAUGUAUUUUAUCUGUAAGGAAUCUUUCGCACGGAGAGCCCUACGGCUCGCACUUGUGACAGUUAAUAGGUAUUGACAUUUAAUAAUUGACGUUUCUGUUUUGUCAUUAAGUAUAAAUGAGUUACUAUGGUGAUACUUAAUGCCCUAGGGCAUAAAGUGGUACUUUAUGCCCGCGUAUCACAGAUAUAAAAUGUGCUAUUAUAUGUUAGUAAGACAUAAAAUAAAAUAUGCGUUAUAUUUAGUACUUUAAUGCCUUCGUAGCUGCAAUAAAACAAUAUUUGCAAUAGCAACAACCUUAGGAGGGUUAUUUGGAUAACCGCAAAACGCAUCAUAGGAUUUAUAUCCAGGAAUACCGGGCCCUCCGUGUUUGUGUGGUAUCCUAUAAGUAUAUCAACGAUCUCGUCUGGCGAAAUGUAGAACUUCUAAAUGAUAUAUAAAUUAAAAAAUAUGGAUUUCUUGAUCCAAAUGUUAGUUUAAAUUCAUAUGUAAGUAAACUAGUGGUAGGUAGGUAUCUGUUAUAAUUUGAAGUUGACGCGUUUGAGGAAGGAAGUGGUGUGUGCGCGCAUGAAUGUCAAUUAAGUGUCUUGUUGAGUUGCACACGAAGAGAGACUCAUUUUCGUUGUAUGUGUUAUUUCUCGUGCUUUGAUUAAAUUUCUAUUUACACUAUUACAUUAUUAAUCAGUGUUUUACUUACAAUAGUAUCCAAUAGUUUUGUAGGUUAGCUAUAUUAUAGUGUAGAGGGUGAAUUCUAAUCCUCUACUGAAAUGGUAACUAGGGGGUAUCAAAAUUAAUAUUUCUUCAAAACAAGUUUUGUUCAAAUUGUAAU
Messenger RNA from Photinus pyralis (common eastern firefly), 2035 nucleotides. RefSeq lists its product as uncharacterized. Gene Ontology annotation, molecular function: DNA binding. The record is from RefSeq and is a predicted model, not a curated record. The transcript has 2 exons. Gene Ontology annotation, biological process: DNA integration; DNA recombination. The coding region runs from base 94 to 621 and encodes 175 amino acids. Lineage: Eukaryota; Metazoa; Arthropoda; Insecta; Coleoptera; Lampyridae.